AUGGGUAUGGAUGUUUUUGUAUCGCAACGUAUAACGGGAUGUGAACUAUUGGAUGACGGUCAGCCAGGGAGUCUAAUAAGUAGAGAUGCUUUCAACGGAGAGACUGGAGACGUUCGUUAUUACAAUCCUCAGCUUAACACUCUGCACACUGACCAUGUGUGGCCUGCAGCUGUGUACAGCAAUUGGCCGUCCAACUUCCAUUUCCUCUACGAGCACCUUUACCACCCCGCCUGCAUUAGCAUGCUACAGAAGCAUCUUGUCAAUGAAAGGCAUCGGGUCCUUAAAAAAGUGAAGCCCAAGGUGAGGCUCCUACAGAAAGAAGUUCAAGGCCCCACUGUUCUCCUGACCUGUCUAGCGACUGGUUUCUACCCUCGUCACAUCAACUUGACCCUGUUGAGAGACGGCCAGCCUGUGGAUGACCACCAGAUAACUGGGGGGCAGCUGCUACCUAAUGGAGAUGAGACAUAUCAAAUGAGGAAGAGCCUGGAGGUCAGCGCAGAGGAGCUACAUCAGCAUCACUACACCUGCAGAGCUCAACACCUCAGUCUACCCAACAAACUGGACACAAAUUUGGAGCGUGAUUGGGACUCGGUGUCUACCUCCUCACUGUCCCUUGUGCUGGUUUCUGUAUUUGUCUGCCUUCUUGGAGGUGCUGCAGGCAUAAUUAUGUGUUGGAGGAAACGCAAAGGUGGACGCUGCAAGACGAAUAGCUCUUCUGCUACAAACUCAGAGGAAAUGGAGGAAACUGAGAGCAUCACUGCAGCAGAGAAACAUACCAGCCUUGAGACAUAGACAGAGGACUAUUAUGACCUAUGGACUGGACUGCGAACUUGACAUAUUCAAUGUCUUUGGGCUUCAGGGCCUAUAUUUAAAAUGUCUUAUUUUCUUGAAGGCUAAGAGUACUCCUAUUUCAGACUAACCCAUCUUUAAUUUGCGAAGCUGAAUAAAUCUCCUAA
Molecule: messenger RNA, 956 nt
Organism: Engraulis encrasicolus (European anchovy)
Lineage: Eukaryota; Metazoa; Chordata; Actinopteri; Clupeiformes; Engraulidae
Product: class I histocompatibility antigen, Gogo-OKO alpha chain-like
Exons: 6
Coding region: 1-792 (263 amino acids)
Biological process (GO): immune response
Cellular component (GO): external side of plasma membrane
Source: RefSeq, a predicted model, not a curated record